Clunio marinus is the source of this 282-nucleotide messenger RNA. The record is from the annotation of a GenBank genome assembly. NCBI's taxonomy places the organism in Eukaryota, Metazoa, Arthropoda, Insecta, Diptera, Chironomidae.
AUGGGAUUGCAAUGUAAAAUGUUAUCAUAUUCAUUAAUUGCAAUAUUAGGUAUCAAUUAUUUCCACGACAUGAAAAUAAAUUCAGAUUAUACUGAAUGCAAGUCCGAAGAUUUAGAUCCAUUUGGCAAAUGUGAACCUGUAGAUUGUGCCCUCAAAUAUUUCGGAAGAAGAAAUUUUUUUAAUUCUGCAUAUUCUAAAUGCGAAACUGCCGUAACUUGUCAUGACACAGAAGUUUAUGACUAUGACAUCAAUGAAUGUCGAUAUAGCGAUAAUAUUUUUUAA